AUGGUCAGUUUGGUAGUAUAUGGCACCUGUAGUGCCUUGUUGGCCAGUCUACCCACAUAUGGUUGGCUAAUGGCGUCGAUGUCUGUGUCCGGUCUAUUUCACGAUGGUUUCUAUCUAAUGAAAAACCUAUGGAUAAUGGAAAUGUGGUCCAAACAGUCGGCUCCAUAUUUGCAUGCAUUGAAUUUUGCCGAAAAUCUAUCAAAUAUAAUGGGAGCCGUACUGGCCAAACCGUUUUUGUCGACAGCCAUACAAAACAGUACACAAACAACAACUACUAAUACAAUGGAUACUACUGGUUUGAUAGUAUAUGGCAUAUGUUGGUCARUGAUGGCCAGUCUAUCAACUUAUGUAUGGCUAAUGGCAUCCAUGUCUGUGUCAAGUUAUGUCAAUAAACAAUUGGUUUGUAUGAUUAGUUUGAUAGUAUAUGGCAUAUGUAAUGCUAUGUUAGCCAGUCUACCCACAUAUGGUUGGCUAAUGGCAAUGAUGUCGGUUUCCGGUCUAUUUCACGAAGGUUUCUAUCUAAUGAAAAACUUAUGGCUACUGGAAAUGUGGUCCAAACAGUCGGGUCCAUAUUUGCAGGCAUUGAAUUUUGCCGAAAGUAUGGCCAAUAUAUUGGGACCCGUACUGGUCAAACCGUUUCUAUCGGAAGCCAUACAAAACGGUACACACAUAACGUAUUCAGUGGGCAAUACAUCACGUAUAUACAUACCGACACUACUAACUGGAUCGUUGACUGUCGGAUGUGGCAUAUUUCUAGGCAUACUGUACUAUAUUAAACGGUAUGAUCCGAUCAAAGUGGACACCAAUAGUAAUAAUAAUAACAAAACAGAUAACAAAUCAUUAUCAUUGAUAUCAAUAGUUUUAUACCGUUUACAUAGAGAACUGGUACCCAAUUGCUAUCAGUUUACUAUAAUAUUGUUUUGUUCACUAAUUUAUACACUAAUUAUUCUGUUUGAUUCMACUUAUUAUUAUUURUCAACAUUUGCACAGUUAUCUCAACUWCAWAUGAGUCAACAAUCGGCYGCAUAUUUAGUGUCCGGSUUYUCCAUAGCAUCGGCUGUCAGUCAACUGGUUUGCAUACCUGCGGCYAAAUACCUGAACGUCAAYCUAAUAAUGUAUAUAUGUUUGKCACUGGUAUUUAKCGCACAAUUACUAUAUUUAAUUUURGCCAACAAUUCAUUGGCCAUUAUGUGGACGGCAACCAUACUGUUUGGUAUWGGUUUCGGACCACUAGCCGGUUGUMUAUUAAGUUAUAUGGAAAUCCUAUUUCCCGUAACCGAUAUGGUCGGCAUSCAUUUAUAUCACUAUUAA
Molecule: messenger RNA, 1311 nt
Organism: Oppia nitens
Lineage: Eukaryota; Metazoa; Arthropoda; Arachnida; Sarcoptiformes; Oppiidae
Exons: 3
Coding region: 1-1311 (436 amino acids)
Biological process (GO): transmembrane transport
Source: RefSeq, a predicted model, not a curated record